This is a messenger RNA of Phasianus colchicus (ring-necked pheasant), 2089 nucleotides long. It is a transcript of the gene CFAP45, whose product is annotated as cilia and flagella associated protein 45. Lineage: Eukaryota; Metazoa; Chordata; Aves; Galliformes; Phasianidae. The record is from RefSeq and is a predicted model, not a curated record.
CACGUGGAGGGGACGCGUGGGGACACACGUGAGGAAGGGGACGCUCAGACACGGGGACGCGACUGGGAACACACAGUGAGGGUGAUGGGAGGGGCACAAAUGGUGACAAACGGGAAAGGGACACGAAUGGGGCCACCCACGCGUGGAGACGCGUCUGGGAACACGCGGGGAUGGGGACAGGAUGAGGACAGCCGGAGCCACGCGUGGAGGUGACACCGCCGGAGCUACGCAGGCGCAGCCGGGGCCGAACACCCCCCAGCGACCAUAGAGUCGGCUCCGCGCUGCCUAGAGCGGCCCCUCCGCGCCGGCCCCGCCCCCCCGCGCGUCUCGUUGCCAUGGGAACGCGCGCUUCCGUUGCUAUGGAGACGGAGCGCAGGAACGGGAUGGCGAGCGCUGCCCGCGGCCUGCAAGGCCUCAACGGGACCCCCGCAAAUCCCCCCGGCUCCAUGCAGCCCUCCAGCCGCUUACGGAGACGGGCACGGAGUACCGAGGUGGAUGAGAGCCUAUUUGGGCCUCCGCAGCCUCACGGUCCCAUUGUGCUCCUACGGGAUGCGCGCAGCGCUCCAAAAUCAGCGCCCGGCGCUCAGCACCGCCCCGAAACCAUCCGUCUGCUCAGCCACGACCUCAUCCGUAGCCUCGUCAUCCCCUCAGAGAAGCCAACACCAGCCCUCAUCAUCGGCCUGCAGGACUUCCAGCGCAUCCAGGAGUCGUCCCGAGUCCUGAGCAAGGAGCAGCGUGCAGCUGAGCUGGCAGCCUUGAAAGCACAGAGGGAGGCAAACCUUGAGGCCAUGAACGAGCGCAAGGCAGCAGCAAAACGACAAACCCUCCUGCAGCAGAGCAAGCAGAGUGACCUGGAGGAGGAGGCAAAGGAACGUGCCCAGUAUCUGCUGCAACGGGCAAACAGGAUGCGCAUGGAGCAGGAGGAUGAGAUCAAGGAGUUCAGUGAGCUGCUCCUGGGUGUGAAGUGCCACAUGAUCCGUGACACGCAGAUCCUGGAGAAGAAGCAGAUAGCCAAAGAGCUGGAGGAGGAGGAGAAACGCCUGGCCAGGAUGAUGGAGGUGGAAAGGCAGAAGGCCAACGAGAUGCAAGAGGAGCUGGAACGCAGGAGAAAGCAGGAGCUGAUCCAAGGUAGACGGGAGCUGGUGAAGCAGAUUGAGAAGAACGCAGAGGAGCGGGCGCUGAGGGCUGAGCAGAAGGACCAGGAGAGCCAGGAAAUGCUUCGGUACCUGGAGCAGCUGAAGAUGGAGGAGCAGAAGGAGUUGAAACAGAAGAAGGAGCAGCAGAAGAAAAUCCAGGCUGAGAUUAAACGCAUCAAUGACGAGAGCCAGAGGUGCAAGGAGGAGCAGCUGCAGAAGGAGAAGAUGGAGGAUGAGCGGGUUCUCGAGUACCAGAAACAGAAAAUGGAGCGGGAGGCAGAGCUGGAAGCUGAGCAGGAAAGAAUCCGUCAGGAGAAGGAGAAGGAGACGGCACGGCUCAGGGCCAUGCAGGAGAAGGCCCUUGACCAGCAGGCAGAGCGGGACGCACUGAGGGCCAAACGCAGCCAGGAGGCAGCUGAGAGGGAGUGGAGGAGGAAGGAGAAGGAGGCAGCACGGAGGAAGGCUGAGAUGGAAGAGCAGCUGCGGCGGGGCCGGAGCCAACAGAUUGCUGAGAAGGAGCACUGCAUGGCUGUGCAGGUGAUGAGGGACCGGCACGACUUCGAGCGCAUCCUCCGGGCCCAGCAGAAGCAGAUAGAGAAGGAAAAGGCAGAGGAAGCUCGGAGGGCAGCCCUGCAGUUGGCCCAUGCUGAUGAUAUCCGACGUCAGAUAAAGGAGCAGCAGCAGCUGAGGGCCCAGGAACGCAUGGCUGCCUUUGAGGAAAGCCAGAGGCUGCAGGAGGCAGCUCAGCAGCGCAGCCGACGCAUCGCCCAGCUCAAGCAGCAGAAGAUCCAGGAGCUCAGAGCUGCUGGCAUCCCGGAGAAGUAUUGUGCCCAGGUGGAGCGGUGGGCAAGGAGUGGGGCUCAGCCCCACACGGGGCAGAAGGCAGCAGCUCAGGAGUUUCGGCUUUCUUAGGCAGAAUUGUCUACAAACAGAGAUGUUUAUGGAACAGACAG